AUUCAUUUCUGUGCAUAUCAAUGAAUUCCAACUAUAACAUCUCUAAAGAUAGAAAAACUGGUUUGUGACUAUAGAUAAGUCUAAUUACUACUGUAUACAAAAUGUCAGGAAACUAAAAAAAAGAUGCCACUAUCUAUAUGUAAUAAUUUACAAUCUUGUGUCCCAGAGACAUCGAGUAAAACUGUCAUGUAACAGGUUGAUUUACAAAUAUUGUGCGUCAAAGUUACAAGGGCUGCACACUAUUGAUAUUUUUUUUGGAGAUAAUUUUCUUCAAGUAUGUUAAAUUUAAACUCUAAAUUCGAAACCUAAAUUAUUUAAUCAACAUGCAUGUUUCACAUGAUUUCUGAUCGUUGAUCACCAUCCACAUGCGCAUACACAGGCAUUACCUUUUACAUACCAGUUUUUCUGUUACCUGGAUCGACCUAAAACAUCUACUUUACAUUUACUAAAACUUUUUGACGUAUUAAAAUCAACCAGUUAUUGCGCAAACUAUUUCAAUGCACAUUUGCGAUAUUCUGAUAAAUCUGGUAUAUUGUGCAGCAUUAAUAGUUAAUAGUGCCUUUCAAUAUCAUCAGUAUAUUUCUGAUGUAACAUAUAUAAAAACAUAUAGCUUGAUGCUUAAAUGUAUACUUAAGUAUAAUAUCUCUGUAGUUUUUACACCCCUGGCUGGUUUCACAUAGAUACAUUAUCUACCACCAUGAUUGGUUCUCCAGAUUUGGUGGCCUUCACUAAAGAGCCCGAUUUCGAAGAUACACCCAUCGAUCCAUUUGCGCUUCCAGAGGAACUGUCUGUACCCUCUUAUACUGGUGACGGCACACCGUGGUCUAAGAUGUCUAAUGUGAAAUUUAAAAAGGAUUUUAUCCUUUUAGCUGAGUUUUCCGAACAAGUUGGGCCCCAGCCUUUGCUUACAGUUCCUCAUGAAACCAAAGCUUGUGGGACAUUUGAUUUGAACCACUUCUCCCUCCGAAUUAUGUCAGUGGACUAUCAGACCUCCCUCACUGGCUCAGGGAUCAACACCCCUAAACUGAACUUCAUGGAGGACUCCAAAGUAGUUUUAGGAGAUUCCAAAGAGGGAGUGUUUUCAUACAUACACCACUUCACGCUGUAUGACCUGGAGGCUCGAGGGUUUGUGCGGCCUUUCUGCCUUGCCUACGUGUCGUCCGAUGAGAAUAAAAUCAUACAGCAAUUUCAGCAGCUUUCUUCGGAGUUCUCCAAGGUUUCGGAAUGUCUGAAAACGGGGAACAGAAAGAGCUUUGCAAAUGAACUUGAAACCAAACUAAGGGAUUUAGAGUAUACAAGAGUUGUUUUACUUCGAGAGACUGAGGGAGAGAAUGUAAUGAACUCAUCUGUUAAGUACACCAAUGAAAGGGAAUGGACGUUAAAUGAUAUACCAACAUUAGAGAGAGAAACAGAGAAUGAGAAACUUAAAGACAAAUCACUGUUACACAAAGAAGAAGUGAAUGUUCAAGAGGAAGCUGGACAUGCAAGACAGAAACUAGAGACACGAAAUUGUACAUUGCAGCUUGAAAGUGAAAAUGCCUCAAAUAACAGGUCUGCUGUGCUUAUCAAUAGAACAGAAGAACAGAAGGACAAGCUGAAGAAAGAGUACUGCUCAAAGCCAGUGGAUAAAAUAACAGAGGAACUGAUGAAUGUGGAGAAAUCUAUUCAAGAACAUAACGGCCUUCUGAAACAAGUCACCUCCUACCCAACAAGAAAGCUCAGAGACUCUGACUUCUCUCCUUAUGAACCGGACGACCUUCCUCAUUCUCUGGAGCUUGACCUGGAUGAUUCUAGACCGCAUGGUCAAUUCUCCGGGCCAGUCCCAGAUUGCAGUGUCAUUCCUUACAUGAACACACCCUUGCAUUCUCCAAAGCUGAUUGACACCACUUCAUGUAGGAGAUUUGACAGGCGCCUGAAAACUCUUGAGGAGUUGUGCGACGAGUACUUCCACCAACAGGCCUUACAGCAAUUGCACUCCAUUGAAAAGACAUUCAGAGGAGACGCCAGUCAUAUCUACACAAACCAACUGUGCCAAAAUCUGCUCCGCAAUCUCAAAUCCACAAAUGUUUUGUUUGAGGAUACUUACGACUCAGAAGAUGCUGCAGGAUUACAGCCAGGAAAAGCUGCCAGUCAUUCAUCAAUCUAUCAAGCGUCUUUUCUUCCAGCAUCCACGAUUCUGAGUGAACCUGUGAGUCUUGAAUCAUAUGCCUCUUGUGUUGAAAUGGUGCCUAUAAAACUAGAGUUGGGUGGGAGUAGCCCAUCUGUAACCUUAUCAAGGACCUUAAGUGGUCCUUCUGAUGAGAACCCACCCCUUUCAUCUGAAGUACAUGCAGAAAUUGAAGACAAUGGGGAAGUUUCGACACCAGAUUGCGGUCAUUCCCAAGAUGCAGCUGUGAUGAAGACCAGCAUUAGCAGUGGAGACAGUAUUGAGGUCUUGGGAACAGAAAAGUCCUUCAGGUCACAGUGUUCAAGUGUACCUAGCAAUACAGCAAUGCCAAAACCUGCACCCACCUGUACCACAGCAGCACCAGAGGGUCUAAAGCAAGCGAGGGCACCCACCGGGCGGACUUGCAGUGAGGACAGCAUUGAAGUGCUUAGCACGACAGACUCAUUCCUUCCUGAAGACCUGCGGGCUUCGUACCCAUGCGCUAUCGAUGAGGAAAGCCUGGAGCAAGACACUGAUGAGAAAGACUUGAUGUCUCAAAACCAAAAGGACAAACAAGUUGAGUGUGUUGUGGAUGAGUCACAUGGUUGUCCAUCAAUAACUCUAUCCCCACCAGACCCUGCUGUAACGUUCCCUUCUGAUGAUGACUGUCAUGCAUCAUGUACCAAUCUCUCCUUGUUGGAGGAACCCUGCCCGACAGUACGGGAUGAUUUAUCCGACUGCUUUAGUUUUCGCAGCACCACGGCCUCAACAGCUUCUGACACUUUCUCCGCUUGUAUUCAUGGGGAUAAAAGAGAAGGUGGGAGCAGACAGAGGUGUGGGCGAGUAGGACGGGCAGCAUUGAAAUUCCUGCGACAGUUUCCGUUUACAGUACACGCUGUGUUUAGCCUUCUGAGCGGACGUACGCUGGUAGUGCUAGGGAGUGAGGAGGGUACAGUAAGGCGACUGGUUGCGGCACUGUCCGUCUACACACCACAUUCAAGUAGUUACAGAGAAAGUGUUCAACCUUGGAUUUCAACACAGCUGCAGCUUACCGACCUGCUUAACUGGAAACUUAUCGGAUUCAACAGGAUGUGCUCUCCCACUCCAGGUUUUCCUCACUGUCUGGGCCAUUAUAGCCGAUACAUCAGUGUUCUGGACGCAGAUCAAAAGACACUGCGAUGUCCGACAUAUAGCGGUACUCUUAUCAACCAUCUGGUGGAUCCAAGGAGCCACAUUAUACGAGGGAGCACCUACUUCUUGUUUGCUCAGAGUGUGCUAGGCAAGCUUGUUGCCAGAGCCUUCUUCUUAACGUUCUCGCAUACUCUAAAAAUGGGCACAAACUCUCGUAAGAGUACACAGACGGUGCGUUGUCUUGAACACCUUCACAGAGAUGACAAGAAAAUCCUGCACUAUUUAUCUGAGCUCAUCAAACUGCAUUUCACAGACGUUCCACCAAAUGUCCUUCGAUUCAGCUACACCGCCAACUCAGUAUUCAAACUCUAAAAAAACCUAAUUUACACUGAAACUAAUCAAUGUAAAGUGUGGUUUGAUUGUUUGCCAGCAUAUUUUGUUUUUGCACAUUUUUGACAGUGAUCAACAGAUUUUCUGCAUGCUUUACAAUAUUACAGUAAUACUCUUUUGUUACGAGCCCAUUUGGUAUCUAAAGCAAAUCAAUAUUAAACAGCUUUGUAUUAAUGUACACUGCUGGAUUGUGGACUGCUGUUUAAAUUUCUUGUACUUUAUUCAUUGUGGAUGUGCAGAGAUUCUACAAAU
This is a messenger RNA of Triplophysa rosa, 3919 nucleotides long. RefSeq names its product Smith-Magenis syndrome chromosome region, candidate 8b (gene smcr8b). Gene Ontology annotation, cellular component: guanyl-nucleotide exchange factor complex. The transcript is spliced from 2 exons. The coding region runs from base 698 to 3649 and encodes 983 amino acids. The record is from RefSeq and is a predicted model, not a curated record. Lineage: Eukaryota; Metazoa; Chordata; Actinopteri; Cypriniformes; Nemacheilidae. Gene Ontology annotation, molecular function: GTPase activator activity.